UGGGGUUGACGUCAGUGAGACCACGUCCAUGUUCUAAUCAAUCUAUGGUUUCAGGGGGUGGACACGAACAUGCCUCCUAUUCAGAGCGAAAACUGCAAACUCUAAAGAUAUACAGCAUCAGUGUUCAAGUCAGUCACCAUGACAAAGUGAGACAGUCAUGUCUUGGUCUUGGAGAGGGACAUCCGGUGUGUGUUUGAUCUGCCGAACGAAGACGGGGGUUCGAAGUAAACAAAGUUUCUGACUGCACAAAGUUGUUUCUGUUGUUGUGGACACUUGACUUAUACUCCUGGAGCCAAACUUUGAGAGGCCGCCUUCUGGAAACACUUUUAACUGACCGGCUGACCACCUGAGGAGCAGGAUGUCUGAGCUGCCGUCUUUCUCCCGCAUGUCCGCUCUGCUGCUUUGCAUCCUGGGUAUGACAGUGAUGACGUCUGGCCUCCCUCAUCCUCGAUUAAAUCUCAGAAGUCCAGAUGAUUCGGAGGAACCGAAACAAUAUGACUGGGACAUCCUCUUCCCCUCCAUUUCUCUCCGCGAUUGGAGCAUCCAAAUGAUGUCAGCGCCGAGCCUCAGGGAAGCAGCCAAUAGCAAAGGAGGACUGAUGAGGGAGGCGUGGCUCUUUGGCCCAGAGAGAGCAGAGGCGAGCGACGAGAGGGCGUGGCCUGCCAUGUGGUCGCCUCAGGGCGGCGGCCUGAUGAAGAGGAACAUGGUGGUGGCCGAUGACGCUGCUUUCAGAGAGAAGAGUAAACUGCUCACCUCCAUGGAGAGACAAAAGUGGCUAAACUCGUACAUGCAGAAACUGCUGGUGGUUAACUCUUCGUGAUGAUUAUAAAAACCUUUUAAAGUGACAGAGUCUUUAAAAGAUAGAUCAGUAAACAGAAUAACUUUAGAUUUAUGGUGCAGACAUGAUCGGAUGUUGUUAAAUGCACCUCCAGAAUUAAAACUCUUUGCCCAUUUCACAGUUUUAUCUCUGACAGAACAUUUUUAGGAUGAAGAAGUUGCAAAAUAUGUUUAAAUAAAUACUUAGGAUUGUUUAUUUAUUCACUUAUUUAUGAGUUUAUUGAUGUUGAAUCAAUCUGGAGUGAUUUUGUUGAAAUAAAAUGUUC
Notolabrus celidotus (New Zealand spotty) is the source of this 1103-nucleotide messenger RNA. It is a transcript of the gene pth2, whose product is annotated as parathyroid hormone 2. Gene Ontology annotation, biological process: neuropeptide signaling pathway. Lineage: Eukaryota; Metazoa; Chordata; Actinopteri; Labriformes; Labridae. Bases 359 to 820 code for a protein of 153 amino acids. Gene Ontology annotation, cellular component: extracellular region. The transcript has 6 exons. The record is from RefSeq and is a predicted model, not a curated record.